Messenger RNA from Helobdella robusta, 222 nucleotides. RefSeq lists its product as hypothetical. The record is from RefSeq and is a predicted model, not a curated record. The transcript is spliced from 2 exons. Gene Ontology annotation, molecular function: DNA binding. NCBI's taxonomy places the organism in Eukaryota, Metazoa, Annelida, Clitellata, Rhynchobdellida, Glossiphoniidae. The annotation marks the transcript as partial.
GAUCUUAACACCGAAGAAAUCGUUCAAAAAGUUAAAGAAAUCCUUAGCGAAAACUGCAUCAGUCAGCGGCAGUUUGGAGAACAAGUUCUCGGUCUGUCACAGGGAAGUGUGAGUGAUCUUCUAGCCCGGCCGAAGCCCUGGCUCAUGCUGACCCAGAAAGGUCGAGAACCAUUUGUUCGCAUGAAGUGCUUCCUCGAUGAUUCUACCUCUCUGGAUUCGCUU